Messenger RNA from Closterium sp. Naga37s-1, 1773 nucleotides. The record is from the annotation of a GenBank genome assembly. NCBI's taxonomy places the organism in Eukaryota, Viridiplantae, Streptophyta, Zygnematophyceae, Desmidiales, Closteriaceae.
AUGGAGCCCCCGCCGCCCACUCCUUCUCCGUCGCUCUCGCUUUCCCCCUUCACACUCCCCUUAGCCCGUCGCCCUCGCUUUCCCCUCGUCGUCAUUGCUUCCCCCGUCGGUCUCGCUUUCCCCCGCCGCACACUCCUUCCCCCGUCUCUCUCGCUUUCCCCCCCUGCCCACUCCUUCUCCCGUCGUUCUCGUUUGCCCCCGUCACCCACUCCUUCCCCCGUCGCACUCGCUUUCCCACGUCGCCUCUGGCUUUCCCCCGUCGUCCUUGCUUCCCCCAUCGCCCUCGCUUUCCCCCGUCGUCAUUGCUUUCCCCCGUUGCUCUCACUUUCCCCCGCCGCCCACUCCUUUCCCCGUCUCUAUCGCUUUCCCCCGCCACCCACUCCUUCUCCCGUCGUUCUCGUUUGCCCCCGUCACCCACUCCGUCCCCCGUCGCUUUCGCUUUCCCCCGCCGCCCACUCCUUCCCCCGUCGCUCUCGCUUUCCCCUGCCGCCCACUCCUUCCCCCGUCGCCUCUGGCUUUCCCCCGUCGUCCAUGCUUCCCCCAUCGCCCUCGCUUUCCCCUCGUCGUCAUUGCUUCCCCCGUCGGUCUCGCUUUCCCCCGCCACACACUCCUUCCCCCGUCUCUCUCGCUUUCCCCCCCUGCCCACUCCUUCUCCCGUCGUUCUCGUUUGCCCCCGUCACCCACUCCUUCCCCCGUCGCACUCGCUUUCCCCCGUUGCCUCUGGCUUUCCCCCGUCGUCCUUGCUUCCCCCAUCGCCCUCGCUUUCCCCCGUCGUCAUUGCUUUCCCCCGUUGCUCUCGCUUUCCCCCGCCGCCCACUCCUUCCCCCGUCUCUCUCGCUUUCCCCCGCCGCCCACUCCUUCUCCCGUCUCGCACACGCGUUCCCCGGCGCCCACACUUGUCACCGUCCCCCGUCGCUCUUGCUUUCCUCUGUCAUCCUCCCUCCCUUUCCUCUGUCGUCAUUACUUCCCCCAUCGCCCUCGUUUUCCCCCGCCGCCCACUCCUUCUCCCGUCGCUCUCGCUUUCCCCCGCAGCCACUCCAUCUCCCGUCGCUCUCUCUUGCCUCCGACACCCACUCCUUCCCCCGUCGCCGUCGCUUUCCCCCGUCUCCCUCCCUUUCCCCCGUCGUCCUUACCCUCCCCGUCGCUCUCGCACACUCCUCGUCGCUCUCGCUUUCCCCCGUCGCCUUUGUUACACACCGUCGCCAUUGCUUUCCCCCGUCGCCAGCUCCUUCCCCUCUCGCCCUCCCCUUCCGCCCCCGCCUUUUCUUGACCCCCGCCUUUGGCUCCCCCGUCGCUUUUGGUACACCCGUCGGUUUUGGUACACCCCCCGCCAUUGCUCCCCCGCCCUCGUCACCUACUCCUGCCCCGUCGCCCUCGUUUCUCCCCGUCACCCACCCCUUCCCCCUUUGCCCACGUUUCCAUCCGUCUCCCACCCUUUUCCCUGUCAUCCUCUCAUACACCCGUCGCCCCCGGUUUCCCCCGUCUCCCACCCUUCCCCCGUCACCAUCUCUUACACCCGCCGCCCUCGUAAGCUUGUGCCGCCCUCGUAAGCCCCCUGCCUUCCCUCUGCCUGAUACCCUUGGCUGUGUGCACUCAACUGCCUCCUUCUCCCCCCGCUCCUUCGUUCAGGGAUCCUUCCACCCUCAGCAGUCUCUCAUUACUCCUCCCUCCUCACCACCCCUCCGCCCACCCCUCACCACCACCCUCCCAUCUCUUCUUAUAGCAGAUGGCUUACAAUUGCGGAGUGUGCGGAGCUGCCGGGUUCUCUGGUAG